GAUAAAUGGAUAGUGGUAACAUCAUUGUCUUCGCCAACUUCUGAUAUUUAUUAUUUAGCUAAUAUAACUGGCUGGAAACUGCUUGUGUUGGGUGAAGAAAAGACAUCAAACUGGAGCAAUGUGAACUGUCACUUUUUAAGUUAUAACGACCGAGAAAAUGAAUUAUUUACAAUUAAAACGUUAUUACCAAAGGGAAGUUACUCCCGGAAGACUCUUGGAUAUCUCUAUGCUAUUGUAAAUGGUGCUCAGGUAAUAUACGCAACAGACGACAAUUACCGACCAACAGAUAAUCUUACAAAUUUUAAUUUGGAAACUAUGGAAUUCGGUAUGCGUUAUAGUGGUCAAAACCUGUUUAAUGCCUAUUCACAUUUUGGCCAGUCAUCAAUAUGGCCGAAAGGAUUCCCAUUGGAGAAAAUCUCUGACCAAAAAUCACUGAAUUAUCAUGUUGGAAAAUUUACCACACCCUCUAUUCAACAGAGUUUAGUGAACGGUGAUCCUGACGUGGAUUCUAUUUUUAGAUUAACAAGGAAAAUGAAAUCCGAACACAUGAACGUGUUAUUUGAUAGUGUAGCCCCUCCUGUGAUCGUUCCUAGUGGAGUUCUGUCCCCUUUUAGUUCACAAAAUACAUUAUUUUUAUAUGAUGCAUUCUGGGCUUUGGUGUUACCGAUUUCAACGUCAUUUAAAGGCAGUGAUAUCUGGAAAAACUAUUGGGCACAACGUUUACUGUGGGAAAUAGGUGGUAAUGUCGGAUUUUACCCUCCAAACGGAAUCCGCAAGAGAAAUACGGAAUCUCACAUAGAAGACGCCAAGUAUGAAUCGGCAUUUUACUCUCGGACAUCAAAAUUAAUCGAAUUUUUACAGAAUUGGCGAUGUAAUGUUGAGUUAAAAUUUUUCAAGUGCGUAGUAAAACUUUCUGAACAAAUGUAUUUAAAUAAAUUUUGGACAAAGCAAGAUGUUCAUGUCGUAAAAGUUUGGCUCAAAGACCUGAACCAUUUUGGGUAUAUUGAACCUUCCAGGGCACCCUAUGUGUUUCCAACCACUUCAAACACGACGAGUGAACAUUUAAUAAGGGUAGUUUAUAAACCAACUGAGCAAAAGCAGUCUCAGAUGCAAGCUUCUAAAAGUAUUCUUCAGUCGAAGUGGGAUCAGGUUUUAGGAAUUACGUCGUUUUGUAAUUUAACAAGGUAUCAAAUAACCACUAAGAGUUUAGCGUCUAAAACGUAUCCUAAUAUAUUGUUGAUUAUUGUGUUCAAUUUUCCAAUUUAUGACAAUAUUCCCUAUCUACAGUUAAUGUACGGUGUAAAAUUUUCUCAUAUUGUCUAUUGUGGAAAUAGUUUGGAGGCUUAUUUAAAAUCUUCCAAAAAAUUGAGGUUUUCUGUGUCAUUUUUGGAGGUAGAUGUGCAUCGCGGCUAUUUUUUUGAGAAGUGUUUAUCUGUGGCCAUGAAAAUGAAUCACAAAGUGAAAGGUUAUCUCUUGAUAGGAGAUGAUACUCUUUUAAAUUCCUGGAACAUUCCGAGUCUGCCCUUAGAUAAAUUGUGGUUCCAUCAGCAUGAACUUCUCCUCAGAGACAAAAGCAGUGGAUGGCAUUGGUGGAAUAAGGAAAUGGGUAACACGGUUUUCAACAAGACUUGGGAAUAUCUGCUACAGCAGUCACUGACAGAUCCAUCUAAGGAACAGAUAAUUAAUUCUUAUAUGACCCGAUUGGAAAAAGCAACUGGUUCAAAUCUUGGUUUGUAUCAUGGUGCGUCUGAUAUUGUGUAUAUUCCUAUUCGUUUUAAAAGUCAAGCGAUAUAUCUGUUUGAUGUGUUUUCUAAACAUAAAGUGUUCAUGGAAAUAUCGAUUCCGAGUGUUGUGUUUGGGUUAGACGACAAGGCUAAUAUUGUUAAUUUAGCCGGACAAUACCUCUGGUACGAUGGAAAACGCGAACAUGUACCGGAAUUAUUUCGAGCCGAUCAAAUUUUUCUUCAUCCAGUGAAAUUA
Molecule: messenger RNA, 1980 nt
Organism: Lottia gigantea (owl limpet)
Lineage: Eukaryota; Metazoa; Mollusca; Gastropoda; Lottiidae
Exons: 2
Source: RefSeq, a predicted model, not a curated record